Molecule: messenger RNA, 4041 nt
Organism: Lingula anatina
Lineage: Eukaryota; Metazoa; Brachiopoda; Lingulata; Lingulida; Lingulidae
Molecular function (GO): protein binding
Source: RefSeq, a predicted model, not a curated record
CAUCAUCAAUGCGCAUGCAUUUUCGAUGUAAACAUGAGGAUUCAAUAUGGCGGAUGAUGUGGAAAAGGAAUUCCUUGGAACCUGGAGGAUUGUGGAAUGUGUAUCCCUGACUGGAACUAUAGAGCAGACGGGAAUCGAGGGUACUGAGUUUACAUUGGAUGAGAGUGGAGAAGUGACUUGGAAGGUUAGUGAAGAUGCAGAACCCAUGCCGUUCUUCUCCUGUGAGACCUAUGAGGUUUCUAUGGCUGAUCCUCCAGCACUCAAAUUCUUUGGAACAUUUGCUGGACAUAUUAUAGAAUUCAAGGUGGAAGUAUCUGAUGAUCUGAUGUUGUUGACUUAUGAGAGAUGUUGUAUGCUGCAAUGUCAGAAGGUCUCCUCCAGUGACCCUAAAGAUGACAUUCCUUUUUCCUUUAUUGGUGCUCUGGAACAAGGCUACUUUGCUGAUGUUACCAUCACUGCUGACAAUAACAAAGAAUUUAAAGCGCAUAAGGCCAUCCUCAGUCUAGGUGUCUCUACUGUAGACUGGUCCAGCACACCUCCUCCCUUGUCAGGGCUACCCGAAGAUGUGCUCAGUACUACACUGCAUUACCUAUAUUCUGAGAGUUUGCCGCGAGGACUAUCAGAACAGGCAGCUAAGGACUGUGUAAGACACUUGGGCAAGGUGCCUGGCUUUGAGAGAUUUGUGGACAUGUGCAAUACCUUUCUUAAAAAUGUGGCCUUGAGGCAACAAAUCACCAGCCUAGUCUCAGACAUGCACUCCUGUGCAGACAAGAUCAUAGACUUAUUUAAUGGCAAGACCACAGGUACCUCUAGCAGUGCUGGCCAGAGUCCCGUGAUGGAGACCCCAGGGGAGAACCUCGUCGCCAAUCCUGCCAAGUUGUGUUAUGUGGUAAAGCAGGCUAUCAGGGAAGCUUGUGUUGCUGGUGCAAAGUUACUGAUAUUAAGUGACCUGUUUUCAAGAAGAAAAGGGGAACUCUCUAGAGAAGAGAGACAUGAAAUAAUCAAAUAUGCAAAAUCAAGGUUACCGGUAUUCAUGAACCAACUGAGAAGGUUUUUAGAAGUAAUAAAACAGCACACAAAUGGACUAACUGCAACCCAGAGACAAGAAAUAGCAGGCUAUUUAGUUCCAGAGGUUGAGAAGACAUUGGACACAAUUGCUCACUUUGUAAUUGAAAUCAAGACAGCACUAGAACAGGUCAUUACUUCAAGCUCAAACAGCACUGCAGGCAGCCCCACAGAGAAGCCCGGUGACAAACCAGCUGAUAAACCAGCUGAUAAACCACACAAACAUGACAAGAAAUCUAAGAAGGGGCAAAUUGUAGAGGCCAUGGGUCGGACCUUAAAAAACGCACUACAUAGGAGGGAAUUGAUGAAGCUUAAGUACUUCCAUGAUAAAACUACUACAAAUUUUAUGCAUCUAAUGCAGAAAAAAGAAAACUUCAGCCUAAUGAGCCAGGAGGAAAAAAUCCGUUCAGUUGCAAAAAAUCUUGAACAGCUAAUUGAUGAAGUUCCUUUGUUCCUGGUACGCGUCGAGGAGUUGAUGUCAGCAUUGGACGAGAAGGUCACAUGGAAGGAAUGGAAAUAUUUAUUUAAAUUAGGGACUUCUAAGGUGGCGUGGGGUUUAGGGAAGGUAGUGGGUCAUAAGCCAUCAUUAAAGGCAAUGAUAUCUCAAAUCUGUGAUAUGGUGCAUCGGGAACAGUUUAACUCAUCCUUGGUAGCCCUGGGGCUGUCUGACCCCCCUGCCACCACCACCACCACUACUACUACUACUUCUACAGCCAAUGGAGCAACAAGUGCAAUGCCAAAGAAGAUGAACCCGAAGACAAGCCCUGCCAAAUAUGCUCAGCUUAGUUCUGUGGAAUCUCUGUGUCAGUCUCCACUUGCCAGGGACAGCAGUUUGGCAGGAGGUGCAGUCAAAUUAUUACGUGAAGGAAGGGGCACUGACAUGAUAUUUGAAAUUAUAGUUGUUCAAGAAUCUGGGGAUGUAGUAGUUGACCAUACCCAUGGAGAACCAGUGUCAAGAACUGACCACUCCAAGGAAGUGGACAUCCAUGAAAUUCAGGCACACUGUGUAAUUAUUGCAGCUAGAUGUGACUGGUUCAGGAGAGCCUUACUUAGUGGCAUGAGAGAGUCUAUAGACAAGAAAAUUACAGUGCAUGACACCAAUCCAAGUCUGUUUAGACUUUUCCUAGAAUAUUUAUAUAGUGGGCAAUUAGAAACCAAUGAGAUGUCUACGGAACAGCUGGCAGACAUGAUGGCUAUUGGGGAUAGAUAUGAGGUAGACAGUUUAAAGUCCCUUUGUGAGAAUACACUAAAGCACCAUUUAGAUGAAGAUUCCUCACUGUUUCUUCUCAGCUUGGCAGAGCAAUACAAUGCAACAGCACUCAGGUCAUCAGCAUUAAAUUUUAUCACAGAGCAUCCCAAAGUGAUGGAGAGUGAGGUAUUUGAAGAGUUGCCAGAACACCUACAGUCAGAGGUGGCUGAUGCAGUUUUGUGGCAUGGGCUGGAUUCCAGAAGCCGCAGUUUAAGUGGUCAUUCCCAUACAGAGACACCACCCUCAUCUGUGUCAGGGUUAUCCCACACGGAGAGACUUAUGGCACAACUAGAUAUUGAUUCAGAGGAUGAUAAGACCAAUUCCAGCUCCUCAGAAGAGAUGAACUAUGUGGAGGACAGUGGGAGACUUGAUGCAUGCCUGGAGUCUCUAAGAGACAUUGUUGGGGACGGGGUGCCCAGAGAAGAACUUGUGAGAGUUGCACUGGCUGCAGAUUAUGAUGUCAAUAGAGCACUUAACUUCUUUUUCUCUGCAUGACUUUGACAGAGAAGGGCAGCUUUUGUAUAUCUCUUUCUACUUUGACAUGAGUUGUUUAUUAAAGUCAAGAUAAAAUGGUUCAUUCCAAGAGUUAAAAGGAAGCCCAAGAGAAACUGAUUAAAACUGCAUAUUUCAUCCAUCCAUUUUUUACAGUAGAGUGGUGAUUGUGCAUAAUGCCAGUGCAUGCACCUGUCUGCAUUACUGUCUGGAAAUUAUGUGGAUUCAGUAUCACUUUUUUGGUAACAACAGAAUGAAAGUCACAAGUUUGCCAGUGAAGAAUUAUUGUCCCCAUAGACUAAUCUCAAUGGGCACUACAAAGUAUACACACUUCAGAUGAACCACCAACACACUCAAACUUAGAACCCUAACUUUACACGGAAUAGAUUUUCAAGAUUGUUGGUCUGUAGAUUGGAAAGCUUUAGCCAACAUUUUGGUUUUGUGGGAUCUGCCCCAGUUUUAGCAUGUGUAUAUCCAAAGAAAAGAAUCUGCAGUCAUGUUUCAUAUGCAGCUGGGGAUAAAGCAGUUAUUUUGUCAUCUGCCUUUAUUUUAAUAUGCAAAUCUGAAGAGGAAACCCCAAUUCUUUUGAACGAUUUAAAAUAAUGAUUUUGGAGAAAAAAUGAGAAUGAUAAAACCUUUGCUUGUCAUUCUUGCUUUAUAUUUGGAAUUAUGCUUUGAUUUAUUUGAAUAUGAUAUGUGGAUAUAAUGUAGCAGGUUUUGAUUAGCGGUGCAGAGUACGUGCUAUGAAGGAGGUCAUGCACUUGUUAAAUAUUUUGCACUCACGGCUUGUAAUAAAUUUGAUAUUUUUAGAUGGUGUCAACAAUUACAAUAUGCAAUAGUUCUUUCGAAGAAAUAUAUUUUAUUCUUUUGUCAUCUAUUUAUAUACUUAAUGUAUUUUGUGUGACCUUGGCUGUGCUUUCAAUUGGUGUCAUGUCAUAUAUGAAUAUUACAUACCUUGAACUUUAGUGCUCUUUGAAGUGUUCAUUGACAUAAAUAUACACUCAGUAAAGUUAAACAUCUGUUAUGCAAAUAUUAAACAAUGACCUUAAUGCCAAUUUAAAAAAAGAUUUCAGAAUUUUGAAUUAAAAGUGAAACAUUGCCGAUUUCACAGGUGCUGUUUUCUUCUUUAGCUAUGAUUUUCAUUAUCAUUUUUUUCCAUACACAAAUUUAGUAGAUCGUUCUGUAAUAUAUGUGUUUGGUAUGAAGAUGACAAAUAAACAAGAUUGUCUUGAGAU